AUGGAGACCAAUGGGCCCCGCAGUGCGGAAUUCAAUCCUGAUCUCAAGCAAGAGACUACGCUGGAUGAAUCUGGCAUGGACACCCUCGAUCCAACAGACGAGAAGCGAUUGGUUCGGAAAAUCGACUGGAUCUUGAUGCCCAUCUUGAUUACCUCGUAUGCUCUUCAGUUCUUGGAUAAAACGAGUCUUGCAUACAGUGCGAUCCUCGGACUGCAAGAAGAUCUUAGUCUUGUCGGUCAAGAAUAUAGCUGGACCUCCAGCAUCUUCUAUAUUGGUUAUCUUGUCGCAUCAUACCCAAUCUCACUUGGCUUUGUGCGAUUCCCACUGGGAAAAUAUCUCAGUAUAUUGAUCUUCCUAUGGGGUGUCAUCUUGACUCUCCAUGCCGUCACCACCAACUAUGGAAGUCUCAUGGCACUUCGAACCCUGCUGGGUAUAUUCGAGAGCGCUAUCAGUCCAGGGUUUUCUUUGAUAACGGGAAUGUGGUAUACUCCCCGCGAGCAUGUCUCGCGACACUCGAUCUGGUUUGCAGGAAAUGCCAUCGCCGGAAUCAUCGGUUCUUUAAUCGCAUAUGGACUAUUAAAAUAUGAAGGGAGCUUUCCCCAGUGGAAGAUUCUAUUCCUACUAUUUGGUCUAAUGACAGUCGCGUGGUCGGCUGUGACAUUUUUCUACUUGCCCGACUCCCCACAGACAGCCAAGUUCCUCUCGCCAACGGAGCGAGAGUGUGCUGCGCUGCGUCCUUACAAAUACCAAAAGACCAUCCAGACCAAGUCAUGGGAUCGACAACAAUUUAUUGAGAGUCUGACAGACAUCAAGACAUGGUGGUUCUUGUUGUUCUCCUUUGUAAUUUGUGUGCCAAACGGAGGAACUACGAGCUUCAGUACUCUCAUCAUCAAAGGAUUCGGCUACGACAAGUUUCAAACAAUCUUGAUGGGACUGCCAGCGCCAGCCUUCCAGUUAACCACCGUGAUUCUUUCGGCAAUCCUGAGCUCCACGUUCCGCAAGUCUCGUCUGAUCAAUCUUGUUUUACUCUUCCUCAUCGCACUGGCGGGAAUUCUCAUGGUCAAGUUACUUCCGCAAAGCGACAAGAUAUCUCGACUAGCCGGAUUCUGGCUGGUCACGGCAGUCUCUCCGGCGUUCCCACUGAUGCUAUCACUGGCAGCGAGUAACAUCGCAGGCUUCACGAAGAAAGCAACCGUCAUGGCCAUGAUAUUCCUUGGCUACUGUGCCGGCAACCUCGCCGGACCGCAGUUCUUCAUCGCAUCAGAAGCACCCAACUACCAUACGGCCUAUACUACAAUCGUCAUUUGCUUUGCGAUUACCAUCGCCAUGGUCAUCGGCUUCCGGUUCUAUCUUUCGUGGGAGAACACACGCCGAGAUAAGGAGCAAGGGACGAAGAUUGAUCCGGAGGAGUAUCGCCGGGUAGAGAUCCAUACUGACGGAGACAUGCCUCAAGUGGAUCAGACAGACAAACAAAACAAGUCUUUCAGGUAUAUUCUUUAG
Messenger RNA from Penicillium salamii, 1500 nucleotides. The record is from the annotation of a GenBank genome assembly. NCBI's taxonomy places the organism in Eukaryota, Fungi, Ascomycota, Eurotiomycetes, Eurotiales, Aspergillaceae.